This is a messenger RNA of Macrosteles quadrilineatus (aster leafhopper), 2392 nucleotides long. Its product is annotated as lipase 1-like. The transcript has 8 exons. The coding region runs from base 73 to 1245 and encodes 390 amino acids. NCBI's taxonomy places the organism in Eukaryota, Metazoa, Arthropoda, Insecta, Hemiptera, Cicadellidae. Gene Ontology annotation, molecular function: hydrolase activity, acting on ester bonds. The record is from RefSeq and is a predicted model, not a curated record. Gene Ontology annotation, biological process: lipid metabolic process.
GUGUAGGCCUAUAGUAUAGGUAGACAGUGGUGUGGUAGUAGACAGUAGUGUUGAGGCCGACACACACACAACAUGAUCAGCGCCGUGCUGAUGCUGGUGACAUCACUGGUGCUGACCAACCCUGCUGCUGCUAACUCCCGCGCCAUGGAGAAAAUGAACACUAUGGCACUGCUGAACAUGUACGGGUGGAGAUCUGAAGAGCACAGAAUCACCACAGAGGACGGCUACAUACUUCCACUGCACAGGAUAGUGAGCAAGAAGAGCAAGAACAAGAAGCCUCCAGUGUUACUACAACACGGCAUCCUCGGGGCCUCGGACAUGUGGAUACUGAGAGGCUCUGACAAAGACUUGCCUUUUGUACUGGCCAAGGCAGGUUACGAUGUGUGGCUAGGGAACGUCAGGGGAAACAACUACUGCAAGACUCAUGUAACAAUGAACGAUACAAUGGACGACUUUUGGGACUACAGUUUCCAUGAGAUGGGGUACUACGAUGUCCCUGCAAUGAUCGACCACAUCCUAGCAACGACGGGUCACAAGCAGCUGUUCUACAUCGGCCACUCCAUGGGCACAACAAUGUUCUACACCAUGUGUGUGUCUCGGCCAGAGUACAACAACAAGAUACGAGGCAUGUUUGCGCUCGCGCCCGUCGCAUACAUGUCUCAAUUCCCUGCUUUCCUCAAGCAGAUGGCCAAAUAUCGAUACCAGCUUUGGGAGAUGUUUAUCAAGCAGGGUAUACACCAGGUGUGGCCCAAGAUGCCGUGGUUAUCCACAGUAGAGGCUAAUCUGUGUAGAGACGGCUCUCCACUGCAGUCUGUCUGUGUAGAGAUAGUCUUCUCUAUUACAGGCUGGGACUACAAACAGUUCAAUAAGAGCAUGCUGCCAACUAUGAUAGAACAUCUGUCCAGCACCAACCCCAGAACUCUCGCUCACUAUGCUCAAAAUGUUGACUCAGGGCGGUUCCAAUGGUUUGACUACGGACCGACAAACAACCUCAAGGUUUACGGCAACACAGAAGCGCCUGAGUACGACCUCUCACUAGUCACAGCUCCAGUAUCCAUCCACUACAGCACCAACGAUAACCUGUCUUCUGAGAAGGACGUUAUGAAGCUAGUCAAAAAACUUCCGAAUGUCAUCGGAGUGUUCAAAGUUCCCUACAAGAUGUUCAACCACAUUGACUACUUGUGGGGAAACAAUGCUAAAACUAUCCUCUACAAAGACAUCAUACACCUCAUGAACAGGUUGUAACAUCAAGAUGUCCUGAAAGAACUUGACAAAAAUGACAACUCCUCUACGACAAAGUCUCUCUAGUACGGAGGCUCGAAAGCGACUGAGUACCUAUGAUUAGAAUGUAGUUCCUAAUAUUUAAGGUUUUGUGAUAAUAAAUGUUAAUAUAUGUCUUUUAAUUGUAGCGUACAAAAAUAUUUAUCAAUAAGAAUUAACUAUAAUACUCAAUACCGUUUAAAUUACUUCUAGUUAUAUUAGGAUUAUGUUUUAAUUUGCUCAAAACUAGUAAUGUGUAAGCUCAUUUAAUUGAUUUUCGACUGUUUACGAAGGGUCCAAAGUUAAUGAUUGUAACUAAAAAGCCUAAACAUUCAUUCAAUGAAAACAAAUUUCAUAAAUGUAACAUAUAUUUUGUUUGUGUAUUGUUUACGUUUAUUUUGGCAGUCUGCUAGUGUUAUUUUCUUAUUUGGUAUUAAUUUAGAUUAAAAGUACGGUACAAAAAUGCUAUAAAUCUUUGAUAUACGUAUUGCUGUGAUAGAUUAACUAUUCAUAAGGAAAAUAAAAAUGUUAGAUACUAUAAUACAAUCUCAUUAAAUGAUAUGGAAAAAAGUCAAACUGCCCAAUCCACCAUAGUUUUGCAUCUUGUUUUUUGCCAAUUAAGGACUGGACAAUGUCUUUUUCCCUCAUUUAAGGAUAUAAGAAAGUAUGGCCUGAUAAUUUUGUGGUCUGUUUUAAUUUUGUAUAUCUAAAAAACUAAUUUAUUGAGAUUUGUUUCUAGUGGUGAAACAGACACACAGCUAAUAAAUGCAAGCUUGCUAUUUGUUUGGAUAAGUUUUAUCAAAUAAUAAGGUUUUGCUAUACUUCCACAUUAUACCCUGUAAAGCAAAUCACACGCUCAAUCAUCAAAGAGGAAAGAUUUACCAAUGUUUUCAAACCUCUGUUGAUGUCGGGUUCCAAAGUCCUUAUUGAUACAAGGCAUAACUGUUUAGUAGUUUAAAAACAUGGUGUAAUAUAAUUCACCUUUAAAUAAACCAACAAGUUAGGCCUAUUUUGUUAUUGUAUUAUGUGUUUUAAGUAAAGAGCUCUGAUCCAGUAAUUGUAAGACUGUGGUUUGUAUGUAGAUUUGUAAUUAAAGUGAGAUUAUUAUUUUAAUAAAUAAUUUCUAACUAAA